Molecule: messenger RNA, 3838 nt
Organism: Limulus polyphemus (Atlantic horseshoe crab)
Lineage: Eukaryota; Metazoa; Arthropoda; Merostomata; Xiphosura; Limulidae
Gene: Tpst
Product: protein-tyrosine sulfotransferase-like
Exons: 5
Coding region: 78-1154 (358 amino acids)
Biological process (GO): peptidyl-tyrosine sulfation
Cellular component (GO): Golgi apparatus
Molecular function (GO): protein-tyrosine sulfotransferase activity
Source: RefSeq, a predicted model, not a curated record
UGGGAAGUGUGUGGGGGGCUUCUUUAGUUUUAUAUCAUAUCAAUUCUUCCUGUAAUGAAUAUGGGCCUGCCGCCGUCAUGGUGUCUCCUGAGAAAUACAUGAUCGGAUCAAAUGCAGCCAAGUAUACGUACGAUAAUAACAUGCCACUCAUUUUUAUUGGUGGCAUGCCGAGAAGUGGGACAACACUGUUGAGAGUGCUUCUUGAUGCUCACCCGGACAUACGCUGUGGAGAGGAGACCCGCGUGAUUCCUCGUCUUCUGGGCAUGAAACAGCAGUGGGUGAAGGCACCCAUUGAAGCCCGUCGCUUACAGGAGGCUGGAAUUACUGGGAAGGUGUUAGACGCAGCUGUUGGGUCUUUCAUUCUUGAAGUCAUUGCUCGUCAUGGGGAACCAGCCCCUCGGCUGUGUAACAAAGACCCGUUCACUCUUCGCUCGGCAGUUUACCUUCACUCUCUUUUCCCAAACGCAAAAUUCAUUCUGAUGAUUAGAGACGGGCGAGCAGUGGUGCACUCCAUCAUCAAUCGAAAAGUAACAAUAUCGGGGUUUGACUUAUCUGACUUCAGACAGUGUAUGAAAAAGUGGAACACUGCCAUGCAGGCUAUGUUCAACCAGUGUCAGCAGCUCGGAUCGACCUUCUGUUUGCCAGUCUACUACGAACAGCUGGUUCUCCAUCCUAAACCGUGGUUAGAACAAAUUCUCAAGUUUCUGCAAGUCCCUUGGAAUGACUCUGUUCUUCACCAUGAUCAGUUAGUGAACAAACCAGGAGGAAUCUCAUUGUCGAAGCUAGAACGUUCAACAGAUCAAGUGAUCAAACCUAUCAACUUGCAAGCCUUAAGCAAAUGGGUAGGGCAAAUCCCUGCGGACGUCGUUCAAGAUAUGGCUAACAUUGCACCCAUGCUGUCGUUCUUGGGCUAUGACCCCAAUCUCAACCCCCCCGAUUAUGGUAAGCCCGAUAGCUUUGUAAUACGAAACAGUAAAGUCAUAGAAGACAACAAGGUGAUGUGGGAGGAAAGAGAACGAGAACUGGCAGAGCACAGAGAAGCCGUUCGAAAAGCUCUCAAAGCUAAAACUGGAGCAGGUUCAGAAGAAAGUAAAAUAAAAAGGACAGGUCAACGUGUGCAGUUAGAAAAGCCAUACAAAGAAGAUAAAGUAUGACAGAUGGUCAAAUGUCUUGUGGUUACAACCAUCAUCAGAUGUCAGUGUAAGAAGGAAGGCUGAAUAUUCCCUUAUGCUAACUGAAAAUCUGAGACUGAAAUCUAAUUGUAUUAUCUUUAAACUUGCUGUAACAGACAAUUUCUAGUUUCUCUUAGAGGGAAAGGGGGGUUUCUUGAUAUAUUUGGAUGACUAUAAGUGUGUUAUUUAUAGGGCUUAAGCCUAUAACUCAUUAACAGAUGUAAAAAUAUAUAUAUAUAUAUAUAUACUUGUGUUUAUCACAUUGUAAUUAGCUUUUGGUUUAAAAAAACAUUUUUAGCAUCAUUUCUUAUUUUGUACAACACUAGUGUCAUAAGUUUAAGAGAUUUAGACUGUCAGUACAAAGAGUUUCAGGUUACUGAAUUUGUUGAUAAUAUUUGUUUUGUCAAGGUACCCUAGUUUUAAACCUUUGAGGACCGUAAAUACUAUAUAUUGUUUUAUACUCUGACAAGACAUUAAAUUUAAAUAAUGGAAAAAACAAUUUUUUUUUUACGGUGCACAAACUUGAUUCAUACACACAGAAAUAAGAUAAAUGCAUUUUUGUAUCAUUUUUAAAAUUUCUGUUAACACUACAGAGUGCGAGAAAGAAUUCAAUUACCGAUGAAUUAGUAUUUAACUUUAAGUUUCUUGAUGGCUAAGGUUUCGUCAUUCUUGUUCGGUGCUGUGAUACGACUAUGUGUAAUUUCAAAUUUCUUGUCAUCAGUAGUCCUGUCAUAUUCUGGAGAUGUUUGAAGAAUUACCAGCAUUGAAAUUCAGAUGCUCAUUUACAUACUACAUAGUUUUAUCCUACGUAUCGAUGUGUUUCUUUGUUUAGAGCUGGUACUUCUUCAAACAUCUCCAAAUAGAUGAUGGGGCUAGAGAUGUAAUGAAGUUUGAAAUUAUCUGCUAACAAUGAUCAAGAUGUAAGAAUGAAAUACACCCUAUCUUUACACAAUUAGGACUUUUUAUCAUAGCUUUAAUACUCUCUAGCCAAGUAAACAUCUUGGGAUAGGUGUAAACUAGUUAACACAAAGGUUGUUUGUUGCUUUUUUACCAAGAUAUCUUCACAGGCGAAUGAGAUAAUCCAUAAAUAUGUGCCAGAUUUUACAUCUGAGGUAGAAAAAUAAAGGGACCUAUAUUUCCUUGCUUAAACCCCUUCACUCCUAAGUCAUCCACAAACCUUCUCCAAACUCGGUUUUGGACCACUCUUUCCAAGUGUAUCCCAAUUCCAUCAGCUCCUCUCCAGCUGAUCCUAGGCCUACUACAGUUUCUUUUACCUUCGUAACAUGGGGGGGGGGGGGCUAUAGUAGUACUGAGAAUACAAAUAAGGUGCCACAUUUAUCUUCUAAAAGUUAAAAGUGAUCAUCACAUAUCUUCAAGAGGCAGUUCUUUAAGUCAGGAUCAGUUUUAUAGGAAGCCCUUUAGUUUAGGAUAAGAAUCUUAUUUUGUUGAAAAUAAUAUUGCUAGGAAUUGAGGAAACCAUCUCCGUGAUUUAACAACGAUAUAUAGACGAGUUUUUGUAUUUAAAACAAAACAAAGGUAUACAGAGAACUUUGUGAUAAUACAUGCUGGUGAAAGUCAGUAUAUAUAUAUAUAAAAAUCAACUCUCAAAUGUUACUCCUGUCUGUUACUAAAAUCCCUUCUGCUUGAGGAAUGGAGCAAAGACAAAGUUGAUAUAGAAGGGUGUGGAUGGGAAUUCCUAGCCUUUUAAACAAACUAUUUAUUAGUAGGAGCACCAAGCUGGCAGUGGACCGUUUGUGCUUCAAUUGAUAUAUUCAAUCUGUAAUAUGCCCAAUAAAAGAAAUAAGAUUUUGAAAGUAGAUAUUACCAAGAAUACGGUAGUUGUUUAUAGUGUUUUAUGAGAUUAUUAAAUUCCAUGUUUUGGUACUGUAUUAAGUAUUAUUAUUAUUUUUUUGUGAUGUAUUUAUGCUAAUGUGAUAGUUCUGUAUUAGCCUAACAAUUCCAUUUAUUUUGUUUAUGGACUAAUUUACAGUAGUUUGAUUUGUUCAAUCAUGCAUCUUUGUGCCUCUGUAGAAUCACUUUUAUGUCCUCAACAGAAUUGACCAUCUCGUGAAGUGAACCCCCUCCUGUCAGGUGUCGAAAUUAAACAUAACCUUUAUCAGUUAGGGUUACUUUAGUUCAAUCCUAACAACUUGGCUGCUUGAAGUGAUCAUAAAAAAAAAUACAGUUGCUAAUUAAUGAAAGAUGUUAUUACAGGUUAUUGUAGUUGUAUAUUAUUUUAAUGUCUUUCAUUGUUUUCAUUACGUGCCCAAGCAUCUUUAAAUGCAAUUUGUAUUCAGUGGACAAGAAAUGAGCCCAUGCAAGUACUACAACUAACCAGUUUUAUUUUUUAUGUGCCAGCACCCAGAUGUUAUCUUUUGACCACUUUACCAGUUACAAGACAUUCUUUCCCUGUUUUAAAAGGCAGCUAAAAAUUUUAUUUGUGUAUAAUUUUAAUUACUCAUUGAGCUGCUUUAGACUUUUAUGAACUCAAAUUUCAGGAAAAUGAGAAUAGUUGUGUUACCUAUAAAACUUUUCUAUAAACACCACCAGAAGCAAGUUGGAAUAUUGGUUUUAGACAGUAUUGACGUGUAAGCAGAAGGUGGUGAUGAAAGGAUUUUGUGAUACUUGUAACAGACUGAGUGUUAAAUAAACUUGUAAACAACAGA